GGGAGAGGGAGAGAGAGGGGGUGUGUGUGCGUGUGGGUGAGUGUGUGUGUGUGUGUGUGAGAGAUAGAGGGAAAGAGAGAGAAAAAUGGACAGGUGGCUGAAGAAAAGCGGAGAGAAGUAGAUGGAGGAAACGCGAGGAAUAUAGAGAAAGAUAAAGACAGACCGACUGUGAGGGAGGUGUUGCUCAAGUAGUGCUCUGUGUAUGGUGCAGUGCGGUGCUGUGCUCGAGAUAGAGAAUGGCGUGGACGGAUUUCGCGUGUAUCUCGCCGUGACGUAGCAAGUCGGCUCUGAAAACGUGGGGUGCUAAGCUGAGGAAUGGAGGGAACGUGGCAGUGGGAGCAGCGAAAGCACUGCCAUAUCAUUCUGCUCAACUCUUCGUCGUACCUAAAGGAAAACCCGGAACAGACUGCAGUUUCAGAUGAACGGAAACGACUGCACGAAUGCUACUGCAAGGAAGGAGAUAUCCUGAAGAAAAGGAAUCGCGUGCCAGGUCUGUAGCAUAGAGAUAGGGCAUAGAGGGGCCCCCGUCAAGCGUCACCGAGCAGAAGAGAGGGUUCGUCAUGGACCCGAUGAUACAAAUCGUACCUCAUUGAGCGAUGCAAGUAAUUAGGGCCGGGGCCCUGCUAGUGAGCAUGUGGCUCACUAGAGAAUGAAGAAGCAAAACGUCCGGACUUUAUCAUUAAUCGUCUUCACGCUUACCUAUCUCCUCGUCGGUGCUGCAAUCUUCGACGUGCUCGAGUCCGAGACGGAGAAAUUACGCAAGGAAGCAUUAGAUGCCAUUGAAAAGAUGGUCAUACGAAAAUAUAAUAUAAGCGAGGACGACUUCAAGAUCAUGGAAACAGUGGUGCUGAAGACGGAACCUCACAAAGCUGGCCAACAGUGGAAGUUCGCUGGCGCAUUUUAUUACGCUACAACGGUCCUCACCACGAUAGGUUACGGACACUCGACGCCGAAUACUAUAUACGGCAAACUGUUCACAAUGUGCUAUGCAAUUAUUGGUAUCCCAUUAGGACUCGUAAUGUUUCAGAGCAUAGGAGAACGCUUGAAUAAGUUCUCAUCUGUCGUGAUACGGAGUGUAAAGCAGCUUCUAAACUGUAAGGACGUCCAGGCCUCGGAGAUAAAUCUCAUCUGCGUGGUAACGACGUUGUCUUGCUUGACCAUCGCUGGCGGUGCUGCCGCAUUCUCCAGAUACGAAGGAUGGUCCUACUUCGAUUCUAUUUACUAUUGCUUUAUUACUCUGACGACAAUCGGUUUCGGCGAUAUGGUCGCGUUGCAAAAGGACAACGCGCUCAACAAGAAACCCGAAUACGUGAUGUUCGCUCUAAUAUUUAUUCUCUUCGGUUUGGCGAUCGUGGCGGCUUCGCUUAAUUUGCUGGUUUUGAGAUUCGUGACCAUGAAUACGGAAGAUGAAAGACGAGACGAAGCCGAAGCGUUACAGGCGGCCCAGGGCGCAGUACGUCUCGAGGGCGACGUGAUAACGGCGAAUGGCUCGAUAUUAUCCGGCCAGAUCGGCAAUCACGGUAACGUGAUGUCCUUUGACGAUGAGGCGUCGGUGUGCAGCUGCCGCUGCAGCGGCUUCCAGAGAAAGCGACGGAGACCGCGUUUCACGGUUCGUCGCUCGCCCGGCAAGAUCUCGCACUUGCUGCCAAUGCAACAGUUGUCGGCGUUGAACGUGCAAUGCGGCGAGCUGCAUUCGCCGCCGAUCACGCCGCUGGAAUUGCCACCGCUCUAUCAACAUCGCGCCAGCAUCUGACGUUGCUCCGCCGCGAGGAGCGUGGUACUCUUGGAACAAGAGCAUUAUUACCACGAGCAGCCGCGGCGAGUGUCUGUCUGAGGAGAGAGAGUUUCCCGGUAGGGCCGCCGACUUCAACGAAUUUUAAUCGUCGUCGAGACGCUAUCAUCACCGCCACGAAUUCUCUUUCUCUCGCUCUAUCUUUCUCUUUCUACCUUUCUCUCUCUCUCUCUUUCUCUCUCUCUCUCCCUUAAUUUCUUCCUCUCUAUCUCUUUCUCUCUCCUCUGUGUUUCGCUCUCGUCGAACGAGAGUAGAGUCUCGUUUAGGUAAGAGAUUGGAUUAUGAUUAGAAAUUGAAAUCGCCGGGACUACUCAACUCGAGUUGUUCAAUCCGAAUCGAGCUACCGGGUGUAGCAAACGGCGCCGAAUGCUCCUCGAUGGAAACGCCUGUCGUUCCCGAUUCGACAUAUGCGGUGCAUAAUUCUUUCACUCUCGCGAUCUACACCGUUGUCGUUCAAGUUUAUUCACGUUCGCAUAACCGAGGAUAUUAGGAUAAUACUCAAUGAUAAUGAAUUUCUAACAUGUAUGCGCUACCGAGUAAGGAAUGAGAAUCGAUGAGUAAGAAAUGAGAAUUGAUCCUCGAGAGAUUGAGACGAAAUUUUCCGUUUUGAUAUCCGCAAAAAAUGGCUGUGUCGUUCGCUGACAUCAUCAAAUGCGAUGAGAUUCUAUACGUGUGAUAAAUUUAUAGCCAAAUAGAUUAGGUUUAUAAUUAAAUUAUUUUUAUCGAAAUAAUUUUCUUAAGCGAAAGAAUACAUAAGAUAUUUAUUGGAAUAAUGUGUUGUAUUUAUCACAAAAUUUA
Molecule: messenger RNA, 2590 nt
Organism: Camponotus floridanus (Florida carpenter ant)
Lineage: Eukaryota; Metazoa; Arthropoda; Insecta; Hymenoptera; Formicidae
Gene: Task6
Product: two pore potassium channel protein sup-9
Exons: 7
Coding region: 650-1753 (367 amino acids)
Biological process (GO): potassium ion transmembrane transport; stabilization of membrane potential
Cellular component (GO): membrane
Molecular function (GO): potassium ion leak channel activity
Source: RefSeq, a predicted model, not a curated record